AUGGCUGCCAACAAUGGCGACAGCGACGACAUCUGGCGCCAGCGUUUUGAGGAAGUCUUGGCAUGCCUCGACGCCGCCAUAGUAGGCGAUCGGCCGCCCCGCUACCACAAGCUGGACUUCCCCAAGUUCGACGGCCACGGCGAUCCACUCCCGUUCCUUAAUCGUUGCGAGCAAUUCUUCCGGGGUCAACGCACACCAGAAGAUGACAAGUUGUGGCUGGCUUCGUACCAUCACCUCGAUGGUGCUCAACAGUGGUACACCCGUCUGGAACAAGAUCAUGGCGCACCCUCUUGGCGUCGUUUCUCCGAUCUCCUCAACCUGAGCUAUGGACCGCCAUUACGGUCGGCACCUCUCGGCGAGCUGGCGGCCUGCCGCCGGACGACGACCGUCGACGACUACUCCGAGCGCUUCCUCGACCUUCUGGCCCGCGCCGGCUAUCUCUCCGAGGAUCCACAGGUACAGCUGUGGCCAUGA
Messenger RNA from Oryza sativa Japonica Group (Japanese rice), 474 nucleotides. The record is from RefSeq and is a predicted model, not a curated record. Lineage: Eukaryota; Viridiplantae; Streptophyta; Magnoliopsida; Poales; Poaceae.